GAUGUCUGGAUCAUGUGAUUUUCAGUCUAUAGAUCAAUACUACAAAACAAUUUUAAUGUUUAAAUGUUCAAUAUGUGGUGAGGAAACAACAAGCAAAGAGUCAAUUCGAAGUCAUCUUCGUAGUACUCAUUCUGAUCUCUCAAAAGACUUGCCAUUGACUGAAGAUGAAAGGCUGGACGAAACUUCACUAUCAAAAAAGGAUGAAAUAAUUACAUAUUCUAAGAGUGAAAGACUCUUGGAGAAAUUAGAUACAGCCAUUAGAAAACUUGAUGGUAGUCUACGGCAAGGAUACGAAAAUGCAAAAAGAAAAUCUUUUUCAAGUAUUGAUGUCGAAUUACCUAAUAUUGAUAUAAUGGAAUAUGAAUGUGCUAAUGGUGAAAAUUAUAUGCUUGUCAAAGAAGAAGAACUUCAAGAGAAUGAUCUAAAAAAAGACAAAGAAUUUCUCAGUACCAGUCCUCGAUUAAACGAAAUUAAAGAACAGAAUAACCUUCAAAUCAACGAAAUAAUUGUCAGCAAAUCCAGUGGUAAACCGAUUAAAAUAAUAUCCGAUACAAAGAAAAAAUUUCCUAGAUUUGAGUGUGGUUCCUGUAUGGCAGCGUUUUUCACAAAAACAUCUUUAGAUAAACAUAAAGCCAGUAUUCAUAAGACUUUCGCACCUUUAAAAUGUGAUUUAUGCUCAAAACAGUUUAGGUCAUUAGCCGGAUUGAAGAAGCAUAAAAAGUUCUUUCAUGAUGGUAUGAACAAAGAACAUCAAUGUGAAAUAUGUAAAAAAUGGUUUCAUCAUCGUUACGCUGUAAAUUUUCAUAUUCGUACUCAUCAUCAAGGUGUGAAAAAAGCUCAAUGCCAUCUAUGCGGCUUAAAACUUACAACAAACGCUGGCUUAAAGAAUCAUAUAGCUGCCUUACAUGAAAAAAAAGAAGAGUUUGAAUGCACCGAAUGUGGAAAGAGAUUUAAUAUAAUGGGAUCUUUAAAGAGACAUUUGAAAACAAUUCACGAUCCACUUUCCAGAUACCCUUGUGACUUGUGUAACAAAACAUUCAGUAGUUCGGGGAAGUUACUUGAUCAUAAAAGAAUUCACACCAAUGAUAAACCUUAUAUUUGUUUGGUUUGCAAGAAUGAAUAUAAAACCGCAAUGAUAUUGAAAACUCAUUUAAAUUCCCAUUUGAAACGAGGAGACAUAAAUACAAUCAAUGAGUUCUACUUAAACGCUUUAAAGAUGGUUAAGGAACGAAAGGGACAGACCGACAGAGAGAAUAUUUACAUUGAAAAAUAUAUAACUAUUUAA
Dimorphilus gyrociliatus is the source of this 1285-nucleotide messenger RNA. The record is from the annotation of a GenBank genome assembly. Lineage: Eukaryota; Metazoa; Annelida; Polychaeta; Dinophilidae.